AAUGGAUAGAGAUGGAUCCCCACGUCAGCUUGUACGUCUAAGGAUUUCUGCUCCACCAGUCUGCCUCAAAGUGACUGGAGCGCAGCGCCGUGGAGGAACUAUGCGAGGAUUAUUAUAGGACGUUUCCAACAGCAGAAUAUGGAUUUUGAUGACCGGAUCUCUAGCUCCAAUAUGUAUUUACCGAGCUGCACUUACUACGUCUCCGGAGCAGACUUUACGGGUCUCCCUCAUUAUUUAACCCAAAGCCAGUCCUCUUGCCCCAAUAUAUACCCAUACCAGUCCUCAGCACUGCCACAGGUCCCGUCCGUCAGAGAUGUGGCUUUCAGAGACUAUGGGCUUGAUACUUCCAGUAAAUGGCACCACAGCAGGGGGAGCCUGUCACACUGCUACCCGGAGGACAUUGUGCACAGGGACGGCUGGACGAGCUCGACCUCCAGGGGGGGUGAGAUCCUGGUGAAAGGCAGCUCCAGCGCCAGCCACUCCAGCUCCUCCAACCCGACGCACGGCUUCUAUGGCAGCGUUGGCAGGAACGGCGUUCUGCCACAGGCUUUUGACCAGUUCUUCGACACUGCCUAUGCGAGCGCAGAGAGCAGCACAACGCCCACAGCACAUGCAGCAGACACGGACAGACACACCGCCAAAACAAGCCCCGCUCCGGAUCACCCUGACUCGGACUCCGGGGAGAGCUGCAGCCCCAAGUCGUCCUCCGGCCACAGCGAUGAGAGACAGAGCAAAGGCAGCAGUGGCCAGAGGACACGCAAGAAGAGGUGUCCAUAUUCAAAGUAUCAGAUCAGGGAACUGGAGAGGGAAUUUUUUUUCAGCGUUUACAUCAACAAAGAGAAGCGCAUGCAGCUCUCACGGAUGCUCAAUCUGACAGAUCGCCAGGUCAAAAUCUGGUUUCAGAACAGGAGGAUGAAGGAGAAGAAACUCAACAGAGACCGUUUACAGUACUACACCACAAACCCCCUGCUAUAAACACUGAACAAAGACUGUCACUGACAUGUACUCCUCAACCAUACACGUCCACAUUUUACAGGAUGGCGAGUUUUGAAUGUGCCAGACUUACUAAAGAAUUUCACUAUUUAUACACUAUUUUGUCAUUAAACACCGUUGGCUUUAUUAUUAUUAUUAUUAUUAUUAAUAUUAUUAAUAAUAUUAAUAUUUAUUAUUAUUAUUAUUAUUAUAAUCCUUUCAUUCGGAUGGCCCGACCAAUCAACACUUUUUUAGUAAUGUGGUAGUGUGUGGUUUGCUUGAACGGAUCAUUUCUUUGUAUUAUUUAAUGAUAUUACUCUGCUGCAAUUUAAGAAGGAAAAAUCAUGAUUUUUUUCUCCCCUAAAUUGUUAUACAUUUCAAUUGUUUUUCCAGAUUUACGCACAACUUUUACAGACAGAAAUGUUCUAAAAUAUUGUUCCUGUUUUCUUCUUUCUAUUAUGAUUUUAAAUGUAUUGUGGAAAUAGAACUCCGGUGAUUACAAA
Messenger RNA from Gymnodraco acuticeps, 1475 nucleotides. RefSeq names its product homeobox A11b (gene hoxa11b). Gene Ontology annotation, molecular function: RNA polymerase II cis-regulatory region sequence-specific DNA binding; DNA-binding transcription factor activity, RNA polymerase II-specific. NCBI's taxonomy places the organism in Eukaryota, Metazoa, Chordata, Actinopteri, Perciformes, Bathydraconidae. Bases 139 to 975 code for a protein of 278 amino acids. The record is from RefSeq and is a predicted model, not a curated record. Gene Ontology annotation, biological process: anatomical structure development; regulation of transcription by RNA polymerase II. The transcript is spliced from 2 exons. Gene Ontology annotation, cellular component: nucleus.